CAGACGCCCGGCUCCGGGGGGCUGAGGCUGGCUCCCUUCCUUUCGGAUUAGAAAUAAACCCCAGAAACCGUGCCAACGCGCAUUAAGAGUGGGAGAUCUGCAAAGGCGGCCCUCUUGAACCCCGGCCAUGAACAUCCUGGCCCCUGUGCGGAGGGACCGGGUCAUCGGCGAGCUGCCCCAAGGUUUCACCAAAGAGGCAGCUCUGCACAGCAGGACCUCCUUCCACCCCAAAGUGGUGGGCAUGUGCCAGGCACAACGUACAGGCACCGUGGGCAGGUUUAAAAUUUCCAAGAUCAUUGUGGUGGGCGACCUGUCAGUGGGGAAAACCUGUUUGAUUAACCGGUUCUGCAAAGACACCUUUGACAAGAAUUACAAGGCAACCAUCGGGGUGGACUUUGAGAUGGAGCGUUUUGAGAUUCUGGGGGUCCCCUUCAGCCUGCAGCUGUGGGACACUGCUGGCCAGGAGCGCUUCAAGUGCAUCGCCUCCACCUACUAUCGGGGAGCACAAGCCAUCAUUAUCGUCUUUGACGUGAAUGACGUGGCAUCGCUUGACCACACGAGGCAGUGGCUGGCAGAUGCCCUGAAGGAGAACGACCCAUCCAGCGUCCUCCUCUUCCUAGUUGGGACCAAGAAGGACCUCAGUCCUGCUGCGCAGUACAUCCUUGUGGAGAAGGACGCCCGGAAGGUGGCGAAGGAGAUGCAGGCUGAGUACUGGGCCGUCUCGUCACUCACAGGUGAGAACGUGCGGGAAUUCUUCUUCCGGCUGGCUGCGCUCACCUUCGAAGGGAGUGUUCUGGCCGAGCUGGAGAGGAGCAGUGCGCGCAGGAUUGGGGACAUUGUGCGGAUCCACGGGGACGAGCGGGACUUGUACUUGACGGAGAAGAGGAAGCGGACCAAAUGCUGCCCGUGACGAAGCGCCCCUGAACGGCCCUGAUCUGCGCCGCCCAGCCCUGCACUGGACUCCUUUCUAGACCAAAGGAAGCCCCCCAUUUCUGGGACUGCCCCGGGCGUGCAGGGGGUACCACCACAGGAGAAGCAGACGCGCUCCCCCAUCUCCCAGAUGCUGCCAAACCAAAGAUUCCUUGCGGAGCGCCCCUUCCCGAACGCUCCCAGCCUCUGUGCCUUGACUCAUCUCCACCUUCCCUCGCAGCGCCCGCCUUUCUCUCGGCACCAGCAACCACACGCCCUGCUUCGAGCCCCCAGAGCGGCAGCCGAAGCCCCCGGGCGGCCUGGGCUGUGCCAGCCGCUUCCCCCGAUGAAGAAGAAAUGCCUCCCUUGCUUUUUCUACAUGGCUGGAGUUUGUCUGUCUGGGCUGAGCUGAGCUGAGCUGAGCUGAGGGGGGGAGCGUGCUCAGGGACUCUGGCUACCGCGCCCAGAGAUCCCACGGCGUUGGGGGUCAAAGGGGAUGAGUGUUGGGGGGGUCUGGAAAAGGAGGACGGAGUUAGCUCCUGGUGCCCGCCGACUGUCAGUCCGAAGAGGGUGUCUUUAGCCUGCCUGAGUCCUGGGCACCCUCCUGGUGUCCAGAUUUCAACCCCAGCCCCGAUUUUGCUGGUUGGGGAAUUCUGGGAAAUGGAUGCCAUCGCUCUGGAGGGCGUCUGGUGCCACGGGGUGCUGAAAGGCAGCAGAGAUCCUUCCUCACUAAACCCUGGCAUGCUGAGAGGGGCGGGGAGGGAUCCCCACUCAUCAGAGUGUCAGGAUCUAUGCAAGCUAUAACCUUUGAUUGCUUUUCAUUUAGCUCUAUUAUGCCUAGUAAAGAGUUAAUAGAAAGAAUGUUAGUUGCAGGCCGCUUGCUUGACCUGCCAUUGAAGGGGGGAGAGGAGGGCAGGUGCUGUUAUCUUUAUCUCCACACGGGCAUCUCCAGGGCAUCUCCAAGGCCAGGCGUUGUGAGAACCAGACCGAGGCGCGAAGAAUUUCAAGCGGGAAAAGAAAGGAGCAGGAGGGGACUUGGGCUUAAAAAGGGAACAGUUUUGCUUGUAGAAUUAGACUCAACAAUCUAUGCUGCUGUGCACUUCUCC
Messenger RNA from Python bivittatus (Burmese python), 2015 nucleotides. It is a transcript of the gene RAB34, whose product is annotated as RAB34, member RAS oncogene family. NCBI's taxonomy places the organism in Eukaryota, Metazoa, Chordata, Lepidosauria, Squamata, Pythonidae. The record is from RefSeq and is a predicted model, not a curated record. Gene Ontology annotation, molecular function: GTP binding; GTPase activity.